Messenger RNA from Coturnix japonica (Japanese quail), 3011 nucleotides. RefSeq names its product zinc finger and BTB domain-containing protein 8A-like. Gene Ontology annotation, molecular function: protein binding; RNA polymerase II cis-regulatory region sequence-specific DNA binding; DNA-binding transcription factor activity, RNA polymerase II-specific. NCBI's taxonomy places the organism in Eukaryota, Metazoa, Chordata, Aves, Galliformes, Phasianidae. Gene Ontology annotation, biological process: regulation of transcription by RNA polymerase II. The record is from RefSeq and is a predicted model, not a curated record.
AUGGGCUGUUACCAGGAAUUUAAUUCACUGUCAGGAACAGAUCUGAAUAUUGCUUUUAGAACUGCCAAGUCACACAAAAGACACUUCAUUUUAUCCUUAGAUGCUGAAGGCGGCUUUCAGCUGUUUUCACAAUUAAAAAACCCCACAAAAAAAGCUCCAAAUGAACAAACCUUUCAAACUCUGGACGUAUCAUCGUCCAGUUUGGGAUACACGUUGCUCCAGAUAGGAGAAAAAAAGGCAAAACCAUCCAUUUAUUGUGAGCUGUGAAAUAGUUACGAGCACAAGACCCUGCAGCAGAGGCUCAGUCAGGUGCUGACCCUGUUACACGCUGAAUCCUUUCUUUCCUCCUGGCUCUUAGACAUUCCAUCCUCCAGGACUUUGGGAUCCUUCUCAUUUAUUUAUCCAUUUGCAGUAAAGCUUGUACGAAACCCUUUUCUGUUACGUAUAAAGCUGUUAUGGGAUACAUGACAGCGUUUCUUCCUGCUCACUGUCGAAGCCUCCCAUGCCUCAGCCAUGUCAGUGUCUUCAUUGCUCAUGGUUUGGUUUUGUAGUUGGUGACUCUGAACUGCAGAUAUUCUAAACGGGGCAAACAGCUCCAGAUCUUCAGCUCCACUUAUUAUUCAAUUUGACCUUAUUGAAGCUCAGAAAUGCCUGAUCAGCUACAGGAAUCAGUGUCAGUGUCUGGACCCCGGGAUCCCUUUCAAUCUCCAUCCCUGAGCAUAACAACACACACCCAUUUGCAGCCCUUUGGUUCUGGAUGUCCUCCGUUGUUUGAAUACAAGACUUUCCUGUUACAAAAAUGCUGCUAUUGAAUAAAGGAAUCCAUCCUACUCUACAGACUACAAGUAUUUCCCAUUCAGGUGGCGCCUUUGCGGUGUAUGGGGAUGGUAGCGGGCUCCCAUUGCUUAUGGGUGUGAGGGCGGUCAGACGUCGGGAGCUGCUGGGCUGUGGCUGCAGUCGGUGCGUUGCCCCUUUAAUUGUGUCCCCAGCCCUCGGGCGUCCGUGUCCAACGCCCACGUCAGCAAAUACCUUUUGUUUCUCUCCCGCUCGGGCUUCCAGGGCUCGGGGCUGCGGGAACGGGGCGCUGAGCGUGGCCCGAGCGGAGCCGGGGACCCCGCACCCUCCGCCCGCGCCUCCAUCGCGACCGAGCGAGCGGCAGCCGCCCGCGGAACCCGGCGGGCUCGACUCUUAGAAGAGGAUGCAGCACCAUUCGAGUCGCUUUCCAUCAUCACAGCCGUUUGUUUCUUGCUGUAGAGUCGCUCCCCGUCGUUCCCCUGUUGGGAUGGAGAUUUCGUCCCACCAGUUUCACCUCCUGGAGCAGCUGAACGAGCAGCGGAAGCAGGAGCUGUUCUGUGACUGCAGCAUCGUGGUGGAGGGGCGGCUGUUCAGGGCGCACCGCAAUGUGCUGUUUGCCAGCAGCGGGUACUUCAAGAUGCUGCUCUCGCAGAGCUCCAAGGACACGAGCCAACCCACCGUGGCCACGUUCGAGGUGUUCUCCCCAGAGACCUUCAUGGUCAUCCUGGACUUUGUGUACUCGGGAAUAUUGCCCUUAACGGGGCAGAACGUGAUCGAGGUGAUGUCUGCAGCCAGUUACCUGCAGAUGACGGACAUUCUUAACGUCUGCAAGACAUUCAUUAAGUCGUCUCUGGAUAUUAAUGAGAAGGAGAAGGAUCAUUACCUGAGCCUGUCGGCCAAAAGCACAGCCGGCGAGCCUGCUCACACAGCGCUGUAUCGCUCAAGGAGGAAAGCAAAGAGCAACCCAAGGCGCUCGUACUGCCUUUCAGAUGGAAAGGCCAAUGUGGUGAGCGAGAAUUCCUGGAGCGGUUACAGCACUUGUCUGUCCUCACAGGGGAUCCUCCAGCGGGCAGAAACACAGCUCUCAAAGCAGGGCAGAAAGCAGCAGGGCUCGGCCAGGAAGCGCCGAAAGCACUUAGGGCUGUCCCAGCCACGGGAGUUUGUGCAGUGCAAAGCAAACAAAGCUGAGCGGGAUGAGGGUUGUGAUGCAUCAGACUGCAAGCACAGCUCUCGAGAUAAGGAGGAGGCUGAAUGUGAUGCUGAGAAUGAUGUUGGUCACGGUGCUGAUGGCUGUAAUGACGAACCAGAAGGGACACCCAAGAGGUGGCCUGUUGCUCCACUGGAAGAACUGUCACAAACUUCUGAGUUCAUGGAACUAAAGGCAGAAGAACUGUACAGCUCAGUGCCCACAGUUUUAGGUGUAAUGAGUAGUUGGAACGAAGACCUACCUCGCAUGCGGUUCAAGUGCCCGUUCUGCACACACACAGUGAAGCGCCGCGCAGACCUGAAGCGCCACCUGCGGUGUCACACUGGAGAGAGGCCGUAUCCAUGUGAGGCGUGUGGGAAGAGGUUCACCCGGCUGGAGCAUCUGCGGAACCACUUCCAGACGAUACACCAAGCUGGGAAGCUGGUCUGCAGGAAGUGCAAGCGCCAGGUGAGCGAGCAGACGGGCUGCGUUGUGCAGCAGGGAACGCGGCGCUACAGGCUGUGCCACAAGUGUGUGACUGAGACCAACCUGCAGGGCAGCCCCGCGGGGAUGGAUGCUGAGCAAUGCCCUGACAGCUCCGUGGGAAGCAAACAUUCCAGGUGGGCUCUGGAGGAGGAUCAGAAGUCGGAUGACGGCACAGCAGAGGAAGAGCCGUAUAAUUUAGUUGUCCGACGUGUUGCGGACGGCACUGCAGAGGAGACAGAUGAAAAGGUGAAGCCAAACCUUAGGUAGAUGAUUUGUAUAUUUGUUACUGCUGUAUUCAAGAUUAAAUUACUCGUGUUCUACCAGCUAACACUGGUUUAUUAGCUUCAUUAAGUGCUUAUAAACAUCUAGCAGUGUAACUACUUCAAAUAUCCAGAAUUUACUCACUGUCUGGAGACUAUUUAGAAGAAUUGCUUUGCGUUUUGACCAAGUUUUACUCAGAGCUUCUGUUCAUAAUGAAUAUAUAAAUAAGCCUUUCCACAGGGAAGAUUAUAAGGCAUACAGAUUAAAAACAAACAAGAACAAA